Aspergillus sclerotioniger CBS 115572 is the source of this 1019-nucleotide messenger RNA. RefSeq names its product putative prefoldin subunit 2. The record is from RefSeq and is a predicted model, not a curated record. Bases 197 to 553 code for a protein of 118 amino acids. The transcript has 4 exons. Lineage: Eukaryota; Fungi; Ascomycota; Eurotiomycetes; Eurotiales; Aspergillaceae. Gene Ontology annotation, molecular function: protein folding chaperone. Gene Ontology annotation, cellular component: cytoplasm; prefoldin complex. Gene Ontology annotation, biological process: protein folding.
AAAUAGAGGGGUGAAAUAUCUUGCGUUAUAACUGAGCGUAAGCUGCUCUGUCGCGCAUGCAGGAAUUAUGUAGCGCGUCCAACCAUGAUUCGGACGGAUUAGUGGGAGCGGCGCCGCAAACCACCGCCGAUAUCGAGCAGCGCCCCGCAUCGCAACUACGGCUUUGCAACUGCGUUGUCAAGCACAUUCCGAAACCAUGGCCAGCCAAGCGCAAGUAAACCCUAAGAGACAGCAGGAGCUCCAGCUCCAGUACUCAAAUUACAAAAACACUCUACAACAACUGGCUCAGAAGAUUGGUGACAUCGAGCAGGAAGCCGAAGAGCAUAAGCUUGUUAUCGAAACCCUCGAUCCUCUCCCAACUGAUCGGAAAUGCUUUCGCAUGGUGAACGGUGUUCUGGUUGAGCGGACAGUCGAGGAUGUCCUUCCGUCCCUCAAGACAAACUCGGAUGGAUUGAAGCAGGUUUUGGAGGAGUUAUUGAAACAGUACAAGUCGAAGCAGGCAGAUCUGGAUAACUGGAAGAAGAAGAAUAACAUCCAGGUUGUACAGCCUUAAAGCAACCAUACCUAUCUCUUAAUCGCAUAGCAGUUCUCUGCCCCCAUCUUCUUGAUGCAGUGUCAUAUAGGAAAAGUUCGGCGAUAGGAGGAAUGCAAGAGCGGUGUUAGCGGGAGUCUGGAGACUGAAUAUGGGCCUCUGCCUUUCAGCGACGCUAUGCAUUGCAAAGUCACCACGACGGUGGCUAUGGCUGUUUGAAGCUGGGCAUGCCGUGGGACAAGGACUAGAAGUUCCACACGUCAUCGAUAUGAGAAUGAGGCAAGUCGACAGGGGCAGGCGUUCUGCCACAAAUUGCUGCGGCCUCGGAUGCACUCGUGCCUAAUGGCAGUUCUGGGUUGGGGAAGGCUCCAUCAGGCCAUCCGUCAGGGAUGUGAAGCGUAGACGUUGAACUUCAGUCCAUGUUUGCCGGAAACUUAAUGUAUAUGAUAACAAUUCUUCUUCUUUGUUCAGUACUGAGCUUCCCUCC